This is a messenger RNA of Neoarthrinium moseri, 837 nucleotides long. RefSeq lists its product as uncharacterized. Lineage: Eukaryota; Fungi; Ascomycota; Sordariomycetes; Amphisphaeriales; Apiosporaceae. Bases 1 to 837 code for a protein of 278 amino acids. The record is from RefSeq and is a predicted model, not a curated record. The transcript is spliced from 4 exons.
AUGGCAGACGUAAAAAAUGGCAUCAAGGAAUACCCCCUUUCCCGAGAUUUAUCUGACUUCAACAGACUCAAUCUUCAGCAUUACCUAUGGAAAGACAUCUUUGGCUACGCCCUCCACCCUAAGGUCCCCCGGGAUCAAAAGAGUUUGAAGGUUGCUGAUGUAGGCACGGGAACUGGUAUAUGGCUGCUGGACAUGGCAUCGCAAUUGGACGAUGAUUCAGCGGAGUUCGUAGGAAUUGAUACGGAUGUAACCCAAGUCGGGCCUGCCGAAUGGCUCCCACAGAAUCUCUCGAUUAGACAGUGGAGUGUAUUCACGGACGUCCCAGAGGACCUUGUUGGGAAAUUCGACAUCGUGAAUAUACGCCUCUUUUGCUGGGUAAUUGAGACAAACCCUGCAGCCGUAUUGCAGAAACUCACCAAGUUAUUAAAGCCCGGUGGAUACUUGCAGUGGUGCGAAUUGGAUAUGGAAUCGAUGCGGAUCGAAACCAUUUCGCCAGAUGUACCAACGAACUCGCUAGAAACGCUUUGGGCACAGGCAAUUCCCAAUGACUCCCUUAUGGUCCCCACAUGGGUCAAAGAGUUACCACGAAUGUUUGAAGAUGAAGGCUUAGUAGGAGUCACAGCGGACUGGCAGAUAGGAAAGCGUCACACAUGCCUCUCGAUACACUGGUGCAACCUACCCACCCUCAAGAUGGUCGCUGAUAAGUUAAGACCAGUGAAUCCGGAGAAGGCGUCAGAAAUUGACCAGUUGGUCGACGUGGCAUUUUCUCAAUCACGAAAGGGGGCCAUGUUUCAAUACAACAGAGUGGUGGUCAUCGGCCAAAAGCCAGAGAAAUAG